AUGGUCGGUGUGGGCUUUGAGGAAAGAAACGAGGACAAGGACAGGAUACGAGGAGACGAGACCGCGGGGAGGAUAUACAAGACGCUUAGCAAGAGGACCAUGUACGGACCCUUUCAAGACGGCGGCGAGGUCGGACGAGAGCGAGAUCGAUGGGAGCAGGAUGCACCGAAGACAGAACUUGAAAUUACAUACGAAACACGGAAGAAUACCGACGAAAACCCACCAAGAUACCACGGCCUCGCACGGACCGACGAUCGACAUCCCGGGCUACGAAAGAGAGAGGAUGGGAUCCAAAGCCAGAAGAGGAAAGAGCAAACGGCGAUCUCGACCCCACCGACCCUGCUGGCAAGACACGACGUGACGGCCUCUGAGCGCCAAGGUCUGAAACGUGCACCUGAACCUCCGAGACGAGCGGUGGCCGCCAUGUCGGGAUUAGGGUCUCGAAGCGGACCUGAUCUCCCAAGACCAAACGGCGGCCACGAUGGCGAAGCUUUCCUCUUUCAAGAGCCUCCUCCUCCUCCACUCUCUCGCGAUGCGACAGCGAUGGCGAGCGAUGGUGCGAUCAAACGUUCAAGAGGCGCCAGCGAAGAGGCCAACGGGAGCGAGCACGGGUCACGGGUAGCAUCGAGUAUAUUGGAAACGGGCAUCGCAAGCGAGAUCAACGUCAAGAGAGCAUCGAUAGAAGACCCCGAGAAGAGCGGCCAGGAGACUUUGAUUGACAGGUAUCGAAUGGGGGUUAACGCGCUUUCGAUGACUGAACGGCAAGCUCUCGAUAGGCAGGAACGGACGGCCUUUGGAGCCCGGGCGGGUAUUGUCGACGUUUUCGGAAGUGAUCUCGCUAGGGACGUCGGUGGUCAGGCUGUGCUCGGAACCUUGGAUCUCGCCAAGUGA
Messenger RNA from Filobasidium floriforme, 891 nucleotides. RefSeq lists its product as uncharacterized. Lineage: Eukaryota; Fungi; Basidiomycota; Tremellomycetes; Filobasidiales; Filobasidiaceae. The record is from RefSeq and is a predicted model, not a curated record. The coding region runs from base 1 to 891 and encodes 296 amino acids. The transcript has 8 exons.